Messenger RNA from Salmo salar (Atlantic salmon), 3974 nucleotides. It is a transcript of the gene gprin1, whose product is annotated as G protein regulated inducer of neurite outgrowth 1. NCBI's taxonomy places the organism in Eukaryota, Metazoa, Chordata, Actinopteri, Salmoniformes, Salmonidae. Gene Ontology annotation, biological process: neuron projection development. Gene Ontology annotation, cellular component: plasma membrane. The record is from RefSeq and is a predicted model, not a curated record.
GUUUCCAGGGAAACUGGCUGUCAGAACAUUUUCAAUACAACACACUAACACUCACAGCAGAUAACAAGGAGAGCUGCCUGCCUGCCUUCCUCUUGCCUGCCUGCCUCCCUCUUGCCUGCCUGCCUCCCUCCCUCUUGCCUGCCUGCCUGCCAAACAGAGAAACAGAUCCUUCUGGAACCACAAACUCUAGCUCACCGCAAUCAGAAUCUAUGAACAACACACAGGAGAGGGAGAGAUAGGUAGCUUGAUUCGCAGAGAUGAGAUGUGGCUGUUAUAGGAGACCUGGACUGUGGACCAUGGGAAGAGUCCUCUCACUGUUGGACUGCUGAGGAACCUCUGACAUCACACCUGUUUGCACAGGAACCUCUGACAUCACCACUGCCCCUGAGGAGCCUCGUAUGGAUACCAGUCACCAGUCUGUCAAUCAAGACUGUCAGCCAAAAUCUCACGUGCACACUAUGAUUGGUGUAGGGGUGGAUGGGGAGUCGUUGGAGCACGGAGACACAACUAUCCUACCUGUCACAGCUAUUAGAGCAGUGGACUCAGGUGAUGUUGCUGUUCAGCUGGACUCACACCCUGUGGUGGAAAGCACUCAGAUUACAGGGCGUGCUGAGUUUGAAACGCCCACUGUUCUAAUACUCCCCUCAGUACAGGACCGUGCAACAGAGGAGGACUCCUACUUACCCCAAAAAUAUCUGAAUAACCACCACCCAGAGUGGGAGGCUUCACACAGAGAAUACUCUCUGGAGAAGGAGGAGGAGGAGAGAGAGAAAGUGGAGAAGAGAGGGAAAGAGGAUGACAGAAAGAAAGAUGGAGAGAGAGAGAAAGAGAAGGAGUUAGGUAAAGAGAAAGGGAUAGAUGAAAAGAUAAAUAAAGACAAAGAGAAAGAGAAAGAGACAGAGAAGGAGAGAGCGACUGAGACAGAGAAGGAGAGAGAGACAGAGAAGGAGAGAGAGACAGUGAGACAGCACAUGCAGACCCAGGUUAGUCUGGAGGUGGUUCAGCACCACUCUGUAGCCACCAGCCCCAUGACCCCACCCCAGGAGGCCGGCGCCGACGCCUUCCCCUUCCCAGCAGCCUCUAGGAGUCUGAAGGUGGUUCAGCACCACUCUGUAGCCACCAGCCCCAUGACCCCACCCCAGGGGGCCGGUGCCGAUGCCUUCCCCUUCCCAGCAGCCUCUAGGAGUCUGGAGGUGGUUCAGCACCACUCUGUAGCCACCAGCCCCAUGACCCCACCCCAGGGGGCCGGCGCCGACGCCUUCCCCUUCCCAGCAGUCUGUAGGCCGGGGGCGGAGACUAAUGACGCAGAGCUGCAGGUGGUGCACCAGGUGGAGUUCCGUUCUGUCGCCACUGAACCCAUGACUCCAAAAAUACCCAACAGCCCCAUCAUCCCCUCUGCCUUCCCAGAGCUCAGCAGGAGAGAAGGGGAGGAGAGGACGGAGGAGAGGAGAGAGAAAGAGGCGAGGGACGAGAGGGAAACUACAACUAAAUGUGAGUCAGACCCUGUUGUAGCCCCGGUACUGAAAUGUAGUGCUCCGAAAGAGGAUGUGGCUGAAGAGACAAAGUCUCAGUCCAACAUCCCUCCAGAUAGCUCUGCUUUCUCAGAUCCUCAGACUGACGGACUCUGUCACAACCAUGCUGAUGAACCAGAACCAGUGGAGGUUGAAAGGAGAGGGCGACAUGGGGCGACUGGGGACGCUGUCGAUCAAGAGAUUACCAUUCUGGUUACCCAGCAUGGCAGCAUCGGAGUUGUGGAACAAGAGGAGGAGGAAGAAGAAGAGGAGGAGAGAAAGGAGGAGGAGAGAAGGGAAGAGAUGAUGUCAUUUAUUCACUCUACUGAGCCUGAGGGGUCUGUGGAGGUAGACAACAGUGAGGGGGUGAAGAUCUUUCCUCCGGUGCCCCAAAACAGCCUGGACGAUGGGAGGAGUGACAACGUAGCUCAACCAGAAAGCACAGAGACUGUCAUGAACCCCCACUCACACGGAAACAGACAGGAAGAUUCUAUCCCUCCUUCCGGUGAAGACAUCCAAACAGAAACGAAGCAGAUGACAUCACCACAAUCUCUGACUAAAAACAAGCACCCUGAACAAAUAGGAGAGGAAUCGAAGCUCUGCUUUAGUGAGGAGCAAACCAACCAGACAGAACAGCACAGCCUAGUGGACAGGAGUGGAACUCCUCAACCCAACCAGACAGAAAAGUGCAGCCUAGUGGACAGGAGUGGAACUCCUCAACCCAACCAGACAGAACAACGCAGCCUAGUGGACAGGAGUGGAACUCCUCAACCCAACCAGACAGAACAGCACAGCCUAGUGGACAGGAGUGGAACUCCUCAACCCAACCAGACAGAAAAGUGCAGCCUAGUGGACAGGAGUGGAACUCCUCAACCCAACCAGACAGAACAGUACAGCCUAGUGGACAGGAGUGGAACUCCUCAACCCAACCAAACAGAACAGCACAGCCUAGUGGACAGGAGUGGAACUCCUCAACCCAACCAGACAGAACAGCGCAGCCUGGUGGACAGGAGUGGAACUCCUCAACCCAACCAGACAGAACAACGCAGCCUAGUGGACAGGAGUGGAACUCCUCAACCCAACCAGACAGAACAACGCAGCCUAGUGGACAGGAGUGGAACUCCUCAACCCAACCAGACAGAACAGCACAGCCUAGUGGACAGGAGUGGAACUCCUCAACCCAACCAGACAGAACAGCGCAGCAUAGUGGACAGGAGUGGAACUCACCAAACCAACCAGACAGAACAGCACCACUCUGAAGCCUCCAGCCCCAUUACCCCACCCCAGGAGGUCGGCCCCAACGCCUUCCUCUUCCCAGCAUCCUCUAGGUGUCUGGAGGUGGUCCAGUAUCACUCUGUAGCCACCAGCCCCAUGACCCCACCCCAGGGAGCCGGUGCCGACGCCUUCCUCUUCCCAGCAUCCUCUAGAAGGACGGGGGCGGACACUAAGGACGCUGAGCUGCAGGUGGGCCAGCAGGUGGAGUUCCGUUCUGUCUCCACAGCACCCAUGACUCCAAAAACAGCCCCCGCCACCCCCACAGCCUUCGUAGAGCUCAGCGAGAGAGAGGGGGAGGAGAAGAAAGAGGAGAGAGAGGGGGAGGAGAAGAAAGAGAAACGAGAGAGGGAGGAGAGUACAAAAGAGAAGAAGGAGGACAGAAGGGAAGAGAAAUCUGAAGUGAACGUAAAAGAGGGUGAGGAGCAGACAAAGCAAGAGGAGAGGUCAGACGAGCCAGUGCAGGAGGUGAGGUGGGACGAGAGGGGGAUGACGUGGGAGGUGUAUGGAGCGGUGGUAGAGGUAGCCGUCCUGGGCUCAGCCAUACAGAAACACCUGGAAAAGCAGGUUGAGAAGCUCAGGAAACAUCCCUCUUCUGCCCUGCCUCCUCCCCUCAACCCAGCCACCAUGCCUCUGCUCUCCACCCCUCCUCCCCUCAAGCCAGCCACCAUGCCUCUGCCCUCCACCCCUCCUCCCCUCAACCCAGCCACCAUGCCUCUGCCCUCCACCCCUCCUCCCCUCAACCCAGCCGGUAUGCCUCUGCCCUCCACCCCUCCUCCCCUCAACCCAGCCACCAUGCCUCUGCCCUCCACCCCUCCUCCCCUCAACCCAGCCGGCAUGCCUCUGCCCUCCACCCCUCCUCCCCUUAACCCAGCCACCAUGCCUCUGCCCUCCACCCCUCCUCCCCUAAACCCAGCCGGCAUGCCUCUGCCCUCCACCCCUCCUCCCCUUAACCCAGCCACCAUGCCUCUGCCCUCCACCCCUCCUCCCCUAAACCCAGCCACCUUGCCCCUGCCCUCCACCCCUCCGCCAGCCUCUGGGACCACCCUGGGGUUGUCAGGUAAAGUCUUGGCCUGGAAGAGAGGGGAACGGGAGGGGAAGAGAGGCAGGCACCGGAGGAACCCUUUCCGUUUGCUGUUGAAGAACAUACAGCAGCCCAACUGUUGCUCCCGAGCUCAUUCCACUGAGUGA